CUUCCGGGUCAAGCAUCCGCUGGGGCGGAAGGAGCUGAGUCGGGUGAGGCUGGCUCCACACUCAUCCUUUGAAUGUGAAAGCCUCGGAACACUCUUCGACCAGCAGCAAGUCAUUCACUGCGAUCCUGUUGAGCAUAGCCACAUUUGAGUUUUCCAAGUCUAAAAAGAAGACUGUCUUUGCUUUUCCCAUGAAGCUGAAUCAUUGUCUGUCCGUCGUAGUGGUGGUCACUCUUGUGCCAGCUGCACUGGUUUCGGAAGAUGUGGCCCCGCUGGGAGCAAAUCAGAGUUCUUACAAUGUAUCAUUUCUCCCGAGCUUUGAACUCUCAGCAGGUUCCUACUCUGGUGAUGAUGUCAUCAUAGCCAAAGAGGGAACAAAUGUUUCCCUGGAGUGUCUUCUCACCAUGGAUCAGUAUGGAGAUGUCCACUGGUACAACUCAAAAGGACGGCGGCUAUAUGGCAGAGGUGGAAAAUGGUUGGUUUCCGAUAACUUCCUAAAUAUCACCAAUGUCGCCUUUGAUGACCGAGGGCUGUAUACAUGUAUCGUCACCUCUCCAACUCAUGCCUCCUACUCAGUCACCCUCCGUGUGAUCUUCACCUCUGGAGACAUGAGUGUCUACUAUAUGGUUGUCUGCCUGAUCGCCUUCACAAUCACACUCAUCCUGAAUGUCACUCGGCUAUGCCUGAUGAGCACCCAUCUCCGAAAGACUGAGAAGGCCAUCAAUGAGUUCUUCAGGACUGAGGGGGCUGAAAAGCUCCAGAAGGCCUUUGAGAUAGCAAAGCGCAUCCCCAUCAUCACCUCAGCCAAAACCCUGGAGCUUGCCAAGGUCACCCAGUUUAAGACCAUGGAGUUUGCCCGCUACAUUGAAGAACUAGCCAGGAGUGUCCCUCUCCCGCCCCUUAUUCUGAACUGCCGGGCCUUUGUUGAGGAAAUGUUUGAGGCUGUGCGAGUGGAUGACCCUGAUGACAUAGGAGAAAGAAUCAAGGAGAGACCUGCCUUGGAUGCUCAGGGUGGCAUCUAUGUGAUUAACCCAGAGCUGGGACGAAGUAACUCACCUGGUGGAGAUUCAGAUGAUGGUUCUCUAAGUGAGCAAGGCCAGGAGAUAGCAGUGCAGGUGUCUGUGCACCUUCAGUCAGAGACUAAAAGUAUUGGGACAGAUUCUCAAGACAGCAGUCAUUUCAGCACAUGUGAUGAUCCAGCACCUGCUGAGGGCAGCACUCACCCCAGAGAAUGAGCAUGUGACCACUGUCAGCUUGCCCAGUGCUCAGGAAAAGAGCUUGCUAUGAGGACAUAGCAUUAUUACAAGGUGACCAGGGUCUUCCCCUUAACCUUAAGCACACCAGACCAUGAAUUGCCAAAGUCCUUGUGAAAAGACAUUUUUCUGAUAAAAGGUUGUUGAAGUGAUGUGUGCUAAAAGUGAAAGGCUGUUAACACAGUGAGACUUCUUUUCUGGUCACUGUUUUUCUUUGGCUCACAUGUGACACAUUGAAGCCUGGGUUUCUCCAUCAGUGAAAUAAGGGAUUUGUUCUCAGUGAGUUGUGUCUGGCCCAACUCUUACCUGUAGUCCUUAAGGCAGCCUUUCACUAGACCUUUGGUUCCUCUUUUGGAACUUUAUUCUGGACUCUAGUUGUCUACACCAAUGCCACACACGGAGAGAUGCUCUGCCGUAGGGCAUGAGCAGUCACAUGUGCUGGGACAGAUCUUUUCAGUGAGGCACCACUGUGUUACACAGAUGCAGAGAGUAAGUUGCCAUUACAAAUCCAUUCUCACUGGGUGUGGUAGCACAUGCCUUUAAUCCUAGCACUCGAAGGCAGAGA
This is a messenger RNA of Onychomys torridus (southern grasshopper mouse), 1815 nucleotides long. RefSeq names its product microfibril associated protein 3 (gene Mfap3). The transcript is spliced from 3 exons. The coding region runs from base 189 to 1232 and encodes 347 amino acids. Gene Ontology annotation, molecular function: MHC class II protein binding; protein tyrosine kinase binding. Gene Ontology annotation, cellular component: membrane raft; external side of plasma membrane. Gene Ontology annotation, biological process: interleukin-15-mediated signaling pathway; positive regulation of ERK1 and ERK2 cascade; T cell activation. The record is from RefSeq and is a predicted model, not a curated record. Lineage: Eukaryota; Metazoa; Chordata; Mammalia; Rodentia; Cricetidae.